Molecule: messenger RNA, 21562 nt
Organism: Podarcis lilfordi (Lilford's wall lizard)
Lineage: Eukaryota; Metazoa; Chordata; Lepidosauria; Squamata; Lacertidae
Source: the annotation of a GenBank genome assembly
GGGUGCUGGGUGAAUGCCGGCUGGUGCGUUGAAACAAAAGGAAUGUGACUAGCUAGUUCUGCUUCUGAUUAUUCCUCAAGAUCCCUCAGCUCUGAGAGUAUAUGCAAAGCGGGAUCAGGUGAGUGUGACACCUGAGCAGGUAAACAUGGGGACUUGGAAGCCCCGACCCAUUAACUCCUUUCUUAAGUGGUUCGGGGGAUCUUUGAAGCUCUUUAUCUCCUUGCAUUCCACAGCAGUCGCUGACACCAGAAAUGCCACCCGAAAAAGCGAGAAGAGAGGCUUGGAAGAAACAGGCCCAGCUCUGCAAGUGACCAGCUGGGCUGUCAGUGCAAAGUCCGGGGUGCAGCUGGUGACGGAGCCUAUUCAUACGCCCUUGUUUUCUCUUUCUGCCCCACAAGGAACAGAAAGUCCUGUCAGGGCACUAGGCGGUGAGAGCGCAAGACACGCCCUCACAAUCCAGAACACACAGAUACUGUACACACACACAGACAGGAGAAGGAAGUAACACAUCAUCACACAUAAUUAACUGAAAGUAAUUCCCUGCCACAGGAUGUGAUGAUGCCAGAGGGCUAGAUAGAGAUGUUUGCUUUUAAGGUCAAGGUAGACUCAGAGGGCGUGAGUCGACUGUUAGUCAUUGCAUGAUGGAGUGCUCCCAUUCUCUCCUUACCUGAUCUUUUUUGACCCCACCAAAACACCCACAUUCACAGCACACAAUUAAAGCACUAUGAUACUGCUUUAAACUGCCAUGGCUUCCCCCAAAGGAUCCUGGGAUCCGUCGUUUGCUGAGAGUUAUUAGGAGAGCCCCCCACCCUAUUCUCCUCUGAGUUCCCACUGAGUUCUAGAGUUAAACCACUCUAGAAACCGGAAUAAGGGAGCUCUGUAGCUCUCCUAACAACUCUCAGCACCCUUAACAAACUACAGCAAACUCCCAGGAUUUUUUGAGGGAAGCCAUGACUCUUUGAAAUUACGUCAUAGUGCUUUUUAAUGGCAUGACUGUGCCCACAGUAAGAGUGGCUGAAAUAAUGAUCUCUUCCCCUCCCCUUGAUUUUUUUAUAUAUAUAUAUAUAUAUAUAUAUAUAUAUAUAUAUAUAUAAGAUCUCUUCCCCUCCCCUUGAUAUAUAUAUAUAUAUAUAUAUAUAUAUAUAUUCUGCGAACCUCCGUGGGUUCCCUUAAGUUUGCAGAAACCUCUUGCACCUCUCUCUUGCGGGUAUUUAAGUAUGAGCACCUGAAAGAUUUGUUAAGAUUAGUAUUAGUAUACAGGUAAACAGGCCAGAUCACACCAUACAUUUAGAGCAGUUAACAUAUUACUUUAAACAACCAUGGCUCCCCUCCAGGAAAACUUGGGAACUGUCGUUUGUUAUGGGUGCUGAGAUUUGUUAGGAGAGCUACAAUUUCCAGAGCUCCCUGUAGAGACGGAUUGAUUCAUAAAUGAAUGAUAAUUGUAGCUCUUUGAGGGGGGAAGUAGAGUCUCCUAACAACUCGGCACCCAUAACAAACUACAGUUCCCAUGAUUCUUUCAGGGAAGCGUAACAGUGCUCUGAAUGUGUCCUGCAGAUGUGGCCUGCUGUCUCUGAGAACAGAUGCUGGAAAAUGACACGUAAGGGCAGGUGGUUGUCUCUCUGUACAACCUACUUGCAAGCUUCCCAGAGAUAUCUGCCUACUGCUUUUGAAAGCAGAAUGAUGGGUGCUUUACGUUUGAUCCCGCAGGCCUCUCCUGUGGAGCCCAAGGAAGUAUUAAGGAAAAGUUGUUCUUAAGACAGUAGCUGGGCAAAGAAAUGGUGGGGAUGGUACAUAUAGAAUAAGUAGAGAAGAAGAACAUACGUUUAGGAACAGUGGAAAAUGUUUAUUGAAUAUAUGGUGGGAAAUUGUGUACACUUGAAAACGUUGGCAGCACUAAGAUAAAUUCAACAGUGUAAAUAAGUUUUGAUGCAUGGAAUAACGGAAUACUGGUUUAGUUUUUGUAAAAUAUGCAGGGGUUUAUGAUGUGCAAAGUGAACUAUGGAAAGAAAAGAAGGGAAGUCAUUGAUACUUGAGUAAAGGUAAAGGUAUCCCUGACCAUUAGGUCCAGUCGCAGACAACUCUGGGGUUGCGGCGCUCAUCUCGCUUUAUUGGCCGAGGGAGCCGGCGUACAGCUUCCGGGUCAUGUGGCCAGCAUGACUAAGCCGCUUCUGGCGAACCAGAGCAGAGCACAGAAAUAUGCCAUUUACCUUCCCACUGGAGCGGUACCUAUUUAUCUACUUGCACCUUGACGUGCUUUCGAACUGCUAGGUUGGCAGGAGCUGGGACCGAGCAACGGGAGCUCACCCUGUCACAGGGAUUCGAACCGCCAACCUUCUGAUUGGCAAGCCCUAGGCUCUGUGGUUUAGACCACAGUGCCACCCACGUCUCUCCAUUGAUAUUUUAAGGAUUUUUAAAUGAUUAUUCUAAACUGUAAAACAAAAAAUUUUAUGAUAGAUAGAUAGAGGAAACGGUGGGGAUGGUAAUAUUAUUUCUCACUCUGACCUGGAGAAACCAGAAACUCAAUGCAGGUUUUGCUUGUGAGCAUGUGCUGAAUGCCUUCCUUUUAUUACACCAACUUGCACCCACCCAUACAGUGCCUCUGAUCACAUGCAGAGUGCUUCAAAGAGGCAUAUUUAAAACAAUCUUUGUUAACGACAAUCCCUUUGGACAUUUGCAGACAUUUCCAAAACCUCAUUCUUUAUUUAAAUCACCACGAUCUUGCAGAAAUUAGAUAAAUCAAUGUCGAAAACGACAUAUGAAUUUUCAGCCUGGUUUCAAUCUUCCUGUCGUGGCACCUGGUCAAAAGAAUGAAAUCCUGGCUAAGCCAGUAAAACCUUGUCUUGCUGUCAACCAGGGAAGGAGCUUUUAACAUGCUCAACACCUGGUCAAAUGAAUUUUAUCUGAUACCACCACAUCGAUUUGGACAGGUCUUGCCCUCUUUCCUUAAAAGGAGCUCAUCUCCUCCGCCUUGAGAACAAAUAGAGUAAAUACAUAUCCAAUUCCACGUAAGGGCAAGAAAUCGACCGGAGACUUCAUUUGCCGCCUUUGAGCAUGCCCAGAAUAUAGGGCGCAUGCUCAGUAGCAUUGAAACUGGAUCCUAGACGGCAUUUCCGCCCUCCUUCAAGUGCCCGUACCGAAUGUCACAUGACUUGUCCAAGAUGGCUGCGCCCAUGUUGGUAAGUGACCUGGUGGAGGUGCAUGGGUUUUUCUUCUUGGCAAUCUUGUCUUGGCCAUGUUAGCAGCGGAGCUGGAAGGACCGGGGGUGGGGAGUCGGAAGCGAGGAAGUGUUUACUUUCACAUGGCCGGCAUGGAGAAGAGAAUGUGCUGUUGUUGCUGCUUUCCAUGUGGGUGCUGGGGAAAUGGAUGUUUUCCCCCCCAAGACUAAUCUCUGCUGUGGCCGGUUGUCACCUUUUCUACGGGCUCUUCGCCCGCGCCGUUAGCAGCAACUUGGCAGACAGAAAUUAAGCAAGGGGCGCUUAUUCCUACUGUUGAAUUUCUCCGCAAGCAAAGCUUCCAUUUGGAGGAGUUUAUCAGCAGCAAGACAUAAAAAAGUGGGAACCGGCAACACUCUUUGCAUCUCCUGGGGGAAGAUGAUGAGUGCUCACAACUACUUUGGUUACCAUGGUUGCCAACUUCUUAUUAUACCAGAGCUGCUGUGCUUUAACAGCUGUGACAAAAGAGAUAAUUUAGUAGCUGGAAACUUUCCCCAUUACUGCAUCUCUCUGCUGGUGAUAGUUUCACCUGUUGCAUUUUUGCCUGACACCUGCUACUGCUAAAAGCACAGGAGCCUUGCUAGGAAGAUGUCAGCAGCACAUUCUCCCAUCCCAGCAGAAAGGGUUCCUUAGCUGAUGCUGCUCUUUCCCUUUCUCUCUCCUUUUGUACAGUCACUCAUGGGGUCAGUUGCUCAUAUAAUAGAGAAAUGUGUGCUCAUAUAAUAGAGAAAUGUAUUUCUGAGUAGCCGAGUUCAUAAGUGUCUAGUCUUUAUUGUGUUUUGGCUAAACCGAAACACCUACAGCUCCCUGGGUUUGCACUUGUUUUCAUUACAGUGGUACCUUGGGUUACAGAUGCUUCAGGUUACAGACUCCGCUAACCCAGAAAUAGUACCUCGGGUUAAGAACUUUGCUUCAGGAUGAGAACAGAAAUUAUGCAGCGGCAGCGGGAGACCCCAUUAGCUAAAGUGGUACCUCAGGUUAAGAACAGUUUCAGGUUAAGAACAGACCUCUGGAAUGAAUUAAGUGCUUAACCCGAGGUACCACUGUAAUGUGGAUUCCAAAAACAGUGUUUGCUGUAUGACCAGCUGGUGGUGCUAUACAUCAACAAAAGAUGCUGCUUCUGUGUUUUGACUAUUCUAUUCUGUACAGCAUUCGUAAUAUGUAAUUUUAUAAUGUUGGGUUGCUGUUUUGCCUGGCAGGGCUCUUGUGCUGUUAGCAACUGCAUGGCAAACAGAAAAUGUGUAGAAGGAGUUUUUGCCUUCACUGUUGUUUCCUUGCCAGGAAACCAGUCACCUGCUGGAUUUCUGACCUUACCCAGGGUUGUGCACUAAUUAAAAGGGUUACAGCUCAGUCCUGGCUAUGUCUACUCCAGUGUAAACCCUGCUGAAUUUAAUGGGGCAUGCUCCCAGGAAAGCACGGUUAGGAUUGCAGCCUAAUCCCAUUUAGCUGAGAGUAAGCCCGGUAGAAUUUAACGGAGCUUGUAUCUGAGUAGACACUGUUAAGCUUGUACUGUGAACAGGAGACUUCCCUUGCUCACUGUGCAAAGUGGCAGCAUGGAGAGCACCUCAGCAGCACAGCAGAGGUCUCACCUCUGCAAAUAUCCAGAGGAAUCUGGUUGCUUGCUGUUAAAAAUAGAACAUUAACCUAGAUCAGGCACCCCCGACCUGCGGCCCUCCAGAUGUUUUGGCCUACAACUUCCAUGAUCCCUUGCUAACAGGACCAGUGGUCAGGGACGAUGGGAAUUGUAGUCCAAAACAUCUGGAAGCCCGAAGGUUGGGGAUGCCUGACCUAGAUGGACUACGCGUUCCGAUCCAGUUGGCUUUCUCUUUUGUUCUUAUGGCUGCAGAAAGUGUGAGAGGUAACUCUGAAACUGCUGCUGUGCCAUUUCCCUCCCGUGAUUCAUAAGGCAACAUCCUAAUUGCUUAACUAGUCUGAGAUUUUUUGAAGCGGAUGCAGCCAGCCUUGCUGCUGUGCCAGAGGGCAACUUGUAAACAGGACUUUUCUUUUCCCUUGCUUGUGAUUGAUUUGGUUGUCAGCUAGACGGGCUGGGAAGAAAUGUGGUCUGUUGGUUUCCCUCUUUAACAUUUCCUUUCCUGUUUCUCUGCUUGAGAGCAAUUGAGCCCUUAAUACAUCUGUUUGGCACCUUGGAUUGCAAAUUCCUUCCUGGGUUUUGUCUCUUAUGAGCAGUGUGUUGUCUGCAGACAUUAGCAGAUGGGGAUGUUCACUUGCCACAAAGUUCUUUUUCUUUUUCUAGUCUGGCCGGUUUAGCAACCCUAGUUUGACAGAUCUGGAUGUAACAGCUCCAGAUCUGAAUCAAUAUGGUGAAACAAUAUGGGCUCACCAGGAGGACCAACUGUUGCUUGUGCAUAUAAAAUGGGAAUUGUGGCAUAUUUCUGUGGGUGGGUGUAGAAGGAGGCAAAGAAAGGAUGGGGGGGGGCAGCAGAUCUAAAUAGACUGGAGACCAGCACAAGAGCCCUGCUGGAUCAUACAAAGAUAUUUAUUUAUUCAUACAUACAUACAUACAUACAUACAUACGUACCCUGCCUUUCCCCCCUGAUGGGACUCAAGGCAGCUUACAUAUAAAAAUAAGAACCACUAAAACAUAAGUGAAAAAAGCCCACUCAUUAAAAAACAGUUGAACAUUGAUAGAAGUAAGCAUAAAUACAUAUAUGUAAUCUCCUGCAGCCAAUCAGAAGCUGCACCUUGGUUUUCGGUUUCAGGAGUCAAACGAACUUCCAGAACAGAUUAAGUUCGAGAACCAAUAUUCCACUGUACAUGGUUAAAAAAGUAGGGAAGAGGCUGUCCAGAUGUUGUUAGACUCCAGCUCCUAUCAGCCCCAGGCAACGUGAGCAAUGGCCAAGGAUGAUGGCAGUGGGGCUGGGUGAUAGAUCAUACCAAAGCGGAUUGAAGUCCAUAUUGUGAUAUCUGUUUCAUAAUAUUUGACCUGGUGAUAUACUGCAAAUCAUGGUGUGUGUGAUAUAGAUCAGUGUGUGUGUGAUAUAUAUCAGUACAGUGGUACCUCGGGUUAAGAACUUAAUUCAUUCUGGAGGUCCGUUCUUAACCUGAAACUGUUCUUAACCUGAAGAACCGCUUCAGCUAAUGGGGCCUCCCACUGCUGCUGCGCCACAGGAGCACGAUUUCUGUUCUCAUCCUGAAGCAAAGUUCUUAACCCGAGGUACUAUUUCUGGGUUAGCAGAGUCUGUAACCUGAAGCGUAUGUAACCCUAGAUACCACUGUAUAUCGCAAUGUUUAGCUGGUGAUAUAUUGCGAUGUUGAAAACCACAUAUCGCCCAGUCCUAGAUGGGAGUUGGAGCCCACCAGCAUAUAUAGAGCAGAAUAUAUAAGUGCCAAAAAUUAUGCGGGAGAGUUAUAUUGCAGAAUGAGUUAACAAGCGGCUGGACCUGGAAAAGUGGAAGAACGGUGGCCUAAAAAGGAUUUAUUGUGUUAAUGUGGGAAAUGGUCACGUUACAUUUCCAACCUCCCGUUGGAGAUGCAAGAAGGAAUGACACAAGGAAACUGCAAUAUUUCGACAAAAUGUGUCUUCCUUUCCAAAUAAAACUCUCUCUCUCUCUCUCCCACCCCUACCCCUGGUUUGUUCUUUCUCCAGUUCCAACACAGCAGAGGCUUCAUCUUAUUAUGCUACACCAGCCUCCGGUAUAGGAGCAAAUCAACUCUCCCCACUCCAGGUCCCGUGAAAAGCAAGUUUCUCCAGUACCUCUGCGACCGCUUCUAUGACAUCGAAACCAUUGUAGACUUUGGCAAGAGGCUAAGGCUAUGGAACGCACAAAGGAAAAACAGGUAUAUGCCCCUGCCUCGUGUUUUUCAGGAAUGUUUCUGUUGGGAAUCUGAGGUGAGAAACCCACGUGGCAGAAGUUGUCCCCAGUUCCAGUCACCACACAGAGGCAGCUUAAGGUCCAAGACAGUUUACUGCUGCAGAAGAUAAGACUUCAGUAAUACAGUUCUGGGUGCUGAUGUAUAUGUACAGUUUGUAGGCUUUGCAGAUACAGAUACAGGCAACUCCCCACUUACGCACAUUCAAGGCCUAAGGCCUCUCCCGGUAUGCCCCAUUGAGGACCUUAAGGUCCAUAAAUAGCAACACCCUAGAGGUCCCGAGCCCUAAGGAAGUUAGAUUAGCCUCAACCAGAGCCAGGGCCUUUUCAACACUGGCCCCAGCCUGGUGGAAUGCUCUAUCUCAUGAGACCAGGGCCCUGCAGGAUCUGAUUUCUUUCCGCAGGGCCUGCAAGACAGAGUUGUUCCGCCAGGCCUUUGGCUUGGAAUCAAUUUGAUUCCCCGUCUUUCUUUUUUUCUUUCUCCUCCUGUGAUGAGGCUGUGUUUUAAUGUUGUAUUUAACCUUGUUUUUAAGUUGUAUUUCAAUCAACUUGUUUUUAUUAUUGGUUGUUAGCCUUGGCUGGGAAGGGCGGGGUAUAAAUAAAAUUUUAUUAUUAUUAUUAUUAUUAUUAUUAUUAUUAUUAUUAUUAUUAUUAUUAAGGCACGUGUGUGACCACAGAUGUGUGCACCAUUUUCGGCCCCGGAAGGGGGCAGGGUGAAGCGCAUCAUGCCAACACACACGUUGCCUUGGAACACAACCUCUGCGCAAAUUACAGAUAUAUACAAGCACAAAGUAUUUCUGUUGCUCCAGCAAUUAAGGCGUAACAGACUCCAGCUCACAGACAGACUCGCUGACUGACUAAUGAGCUGAUAUGCCUUAAUCACUUAUGGCAAUGGCUCAGUGCUGCCUAUGCAGCAACUGGCUUCGCUGACCUUGCACAUGUUGCCUUACCUCCUACAUGGGGUGGUUUUGCCCAUGAAGAAAAUUAACCCCUUCCUCCAUGUCCAGUUCCUCCAACAGUUUCUAGACCAGAGGUGACCCUCUAGGCAUUGCUGGGCUCCCAGCUCCCACCAGCCCCAGCCAACAUGGGCAAAGGGAAGGGAUGAUGGGAGUUGUAGUCCGACAGCCUGCCUGGGGAUCCUUGGAUCUGUACUGUUUUCACACACUAGCAACACAUCCUGUAGAAUUCUAUCUGUGAUACUUCAGCUGCACAAUCAGAAUGGAUUUCAGGAACCAAAAAGUCAUACUGUAUUGAAAAAAUACGACUCUUGAGCCCUCUGGCCCCAGAAUGCGAACCAAGCGUUCCAUUUUGGUAACUGUAACCCCGGUUUAAGGAGCCAUUUGGCACCUAGCUUAUAAAUAAUAAUAAUUUUUUAUUUACAGUGGUGCCUCGCAAGACGAAAAGAAUCCGUUCCGCGAGUCUCUUCGUCUUGCGGCAACAUGAGCAGAACGCAACCCGCAUCUGCGCAUGCACAGGUCGCGAUUCACCGCUUCUGUGCAUGCGUGUGACAUCAUUUUGCACGUCUGUGCAUGCGCAAGCGGCAAAACCCGGAAGUAACCCUUUCUGGUACUUCCAGGUUGCCGCAGGACGCAACCUGAAAACACGCAACCUGAAGCAAACGUAACAAGAGGUAUGACUGUACAGUGGUACCUCAGGUUAAGUACUUAAUUCGUUCCGGAGGUCCGGACUUAACCUGAAACUGUUCUUAACCUGAAGCACCACUUUAGCUAAUGGGGCCUCCUGCUGCUGCUGCUGCGCCGCCGGAGCACGAUUUCUGUUCUCAUCCUGAAGUAAAGUUCUUAACCUGAAGCACUAUUUCUGGGUUAGCGGAGUGUGUAACCUGAAGUGUAUGUAACCUGAGGUACCACUGUAUAUCAGAUUUUCCAACCUUGCUUACGUCUCAGUGCUGCCCUUGGAGAGCUCAGUGCGGAGGAAGAUGGAGGCAAAGUUGGAAAGGAAAGAGCGAUUGUAAAAUGAGCGUCAUAAAGUGAGCUUCCUACCGUCAGAGUAGCUUUAGACCACGUUUGUUUGUUUUGUUUUAAUGCCCUCCUUUAAUGUGGGAUCGGGUGAACGACAAAGAGCCGGUUACAAGUGAUUUGAAUGACUAACAUGUCCCAACUUGACCCUCAGGUACAACAUCCAGGCGAAGAACUAUUUCGGGGAAAAUAUCGCAGCUGCCGUCUUUGUCCUGGCUUUGAAGGGAAGCAUUAGGUAUGUCAAACGUGCCCCGGCCAAAGCACUGCAUUGUGGGAGUUACCUGAGGAUCUUCUCAGAGACUCUUGAUCCCCUGAGGGCCUCUAUAGAUUCCCUCUUGGUGUUUUCUUUGAUGUUCUUUCCAGUUUUAUAGCCCAAGGCAGCUAGAAUAAAACUGGGAGGGCAGCUUGUUCUGCCAGUUUUCUGUGGGAGCCAUUUUGUUGAUCCCAGUCACUCGUGCAUUUAAAACCACCUCUAGAAAAACCCCUCAGGAAAGGAGAGAGAAAAGGCUUUUAAACAAAUGUAGCUAUUGUUUGCUGAGCUUCUUGUCAUACAAAAAUACAUACAAUGUAUUUCAAAGCAUAGAUAAAAAUACGUUGCCCUUUUUUUGUUGUUCAAUAAAUUUAUCAAUGAAUCAAUUUUAUUUAUUUAUUGAUAGUUAUUCAGAGAUAUACAGAAAUACAUACCCAUUGUAAAGUAUCUUUUUAUAUAAUAUGCUGAGAUAAAACAGAGAUAAAAAAGAGCAAAGUCAGAAAGAAGAAAGUAUAAGAAAAGGAGAAAUCUAAAGAAGAGAAAGCAAGAGAAAAGGAAAAGAAAGAAAAAACUAAUGAAAGAUACAGUAGAAAAAAGGAGUUCUGACUCUCUACAGCUACAUAUGAUUUUUAUUCUUUAAGAUCCAACCAUUCUCUCUUCUAUAAAAUAGUACUUUUUUUCAGUCUUAAAAUCCUACUAUUAGAAGUUCAUUUUCUCUUUCAGGCAGAAAACCCCUAAGAAAUUUUCAAUCCUUAACAAAAGUUAGUAGUGAUUUUUUUCUAAUUAAACAUGUUAGCUUAGCCAUCUCAGCCAAGUCCAAUAAUUUUAUCAGUCAUUCUUCUAUAGUGGGUCUUUCCAUCUUUUCGCGUGUUGUAGUCUCGUCGCAGUAAUCAUAUAUUGGAGUAAUUGUCCAUAAUCCUUUUCUAACUGUAUUUCAGUUAGCCCUAAAAGAAAGAGCUCUGGCUUCAGUUGGAUAUUAACUGGUAAAAAUAUGUUGCAGUAGAAGCGUAUUAGCAUAAAAACACAUGCGAUUAAAAAAAAAUGCACAAAGGAAGCCUCCAUAUCAGUAGCAGAAAAACUUGGCAGCACAGCUAACAGCAAACCCUAUUGCCUAAGGCAGUCAAAGACCUCUGAGAAAAGGUUAAGUUUUUACCUGGUGCUACCUGCCAAGGAGCCAGGUGGAAAUCACUAGGUAGAGCAUGCCUGGAUAGAGUGGGUGGCGCUGUGGUCUAAACCACAGAACCUCUUGGGCUUGCCGAUCAGAAGGUCGGCGGUUCGAAUCCCCGCGACAGGGUGAGCUCCCGUUGCUCGGUACCUGCUUCUGCCAACCUAGCAGUUCGAAAGCACGUCAAAGUGCAAGUAGAUAAAUAGGUACCACUCUGGCGGGAAGGUAAACGGCUUUCCGUGCACUGCUCUGGUUUGCCAGAAGCGGCUUAGUCAUGCUGGCCACAUGACCUGGAAGCUGUACGCCGGCUCCAUUGGCCAAUAAAGCGAGAUGAGCACCGCAACCCCAGAGUCGGCCACGACUGGACCUAACGGUCAGGGGUCCCUUUACCUUUACCUGCCAAGGAGCCAGGUGGAAAUCACUAGGUAGAACAUGCCAUAAUGGGGACCAGAAAAGGCCCUUUUCCCUUGCCAGCAUUCUCUGAGCUUCUCUCAGAGUUAGAACCUGUUAAGCGUCCGAACCUAAGAACGGUCUUACAAAAAACGCCAGCACCCAAAUUCUGUAGAGAGAAAAAGCCAGAUUCUGAAAUGAUGAUGAUGAUGAUGAUGAUGAAGAAGAAGAAGAAGAAGAAGAAGUUAUUUAUAUCCUGCUCUCCCCAGCUGAAGCCGGGCUCAGAGCGGCUAACAACAGUAAAAAUAACACAAUUUACGUACAUAAAAUCACAACCAAUUUAUUGAAAUACAUUGUAAAAUCAAUUCAAUUCUAAAAUCAAUUCAGAGUCAAAUUAAUGGCAACCAUUGGGCUAGAGUUCUAUGUGGAUUACUGAAGGACGGGGUCAGACUGUGCCUUGGCCAAAGGCCUGGUGGAACAGCUCCGUCUUGCAGGCCCUGCGGAAAGAUGUCAAGUCCCGCAGGGCCCUAGUCUCUUGUGACAGAGCGUUCCACCAAGUCGGGGCCACAGCCGAAAAAGCCCUGGCUCUGGUUGAGGCCAGCCUAUCCUCCCUGUGGCCCGGGACCUCCAAGAUGUUUUUGUUUGGAGACCAUAAGGUCCUCCAUGGAACAUACUGCGCUGAGCCCGGGACUGCAGGCAAAAGCGAAAGCCUGCAUUCGCCCCAUAGGACGCACACACAUUUCCCCUUCAUUUUUGGAGGGGAAAAAGUGCGUCCUAUAGGGCGAAAAAUACAGUAAUCCUGCCAAUUUUACACCCCUCGCGCACACACGCCAUCUGCUUCCUGCCUUUUGCUGAAGCUGCCCCGUGAGAGAACCAUCUACAAGAACGGGUUGUGUCAAAUCAACAAAGCAGCAUGGUUUUUGUUUCAGGCUCCGGGGCAAAACGGAAUGGGAGGACCAGAAGGGCGGCUUGGUUUUCCUACAAGACAAAGACACCUGCUUGGAAGGAGCCAACCUCAGUGGCUCCAUCAUCAACUAUGACGGCCUGGAUAAUCUGGGUAAUAAGACGUUGUGCUUUUGAGUGUCCAGAGGGCUUCCAGGUGGCCGGACCUGUGUUGUCCUCGCUGCAGGAAUAGGCAGCUGGAGGCUCUGGGUUCAAAUGUAUCCGUCCUCCUACCCCCACAGCGGUUUCAAGCAGUUGUUAAAUAGUAGGGGGAGGAGACAGGGGGCUGUUAAUGAAAUCUGCAAGCCUCCCCCCACCCGAAUUCCCCAAUUUUAGUUAAAUCCCCCACACCUUCGUAGCCUUCUUUUUAAAAAAAGUGGCUAAAGGGGUCAUCACAGAAGAUAAGGAAUCUGGGCCUCCUCUGUCCCUCUCUCCAAAGACACCCCUUCCCCUUACUGAUCUUACCACUUUCUCCUGGUCCCCAUCUGCACAAUACAUUAAAUGUACUCUUACGCCACUUUAAGCAGCCAUGGUUCCCCCCAAAGAAUUCUGGGAGCUGUAGUUUGUUAAGGGUGCUGAGAGUUGUAAGGAGAUCCCAUUCCCUUCUCAGAGCUACACUUUACAGAGUGGUUUAACAAUCGGUCCCUCUUCUCAGUGAGCUCUGGAAAAGCGCUGCAGGAAGAAGCCUUUCCUUUUUAGCUGUCCUGGAUCUUCAAAAAUGCAGCCGCAGUGUUCUAGUUCUAGUGUGGCAGAGAGACGGAGCAAAACUUUUCCCCUCACACUUUAUCCAGGCCAUGUGUAGUUUUAUAAACUUCGGUUGUGUCACCUCGCCGUUUCUCCAAACUGAGAAGCCCCGGGCACUGCAAACUUUCCUCCUAGGGAAAUUGUUCCAUCCUCCUUGAUCGUUCCCGGUUGCGCUUUUCUGAACCUUUUCCAACUCUGCAAUAUCCUUUUUGAAGUGACACAAUAAAGAGUUGUACAUUGGCAUUAUUUGUCCCGUUUGCACCAGCCCAACCCCUUAGCAAGGCACAAGCAGGGCGAGUUUUUCAGGCGAGGUUGAUCAGAACCACACAUGGUAUUCUAAGUGCAGUUGCAACAUAGGUUUGUAUGAUGGUUGCUGUCUAACAGGAAAAUUCAAUAAUACUAUUAAUAAUUUUAUAAUUAAUACCCUGCUCAAUUGGCUGGGUUUCUCCAGCUACUCUGGGCUGCUUCCAACACAUAGAAACAUAAUAAAACAUCAAAUGUUAAAAAACAUUCCCUGAACAAGGCUGCCUUUGGAUUUCUUCCUAAAGUUUUGUAGUUCUUUAUCUCCUUGACAUCUGAUGGGAGGGCGUUCCACAAGGCGGGUGCCACUACAGAUGCAGCUUCACAUCUUGUAGUGAGGGAACCACCACUCAGAGCUGGACCUCAGUGUCCGGGCUGGACGAUGGGGUGGAGACGCUCCUUCAGGUAUACUGGGCCGAGGUCAUUUAGGGCUUUAAAAGUCAGCACCAACACUUUGAAUUAUGCUCGGAAACAUAUGGGAAGCCAGUGAAGAUCCUUUAGGUCCGGUGUUAUAUGGUCACCAGUCUAACUGCCGCGUUCUGGAUUAGUUGUAGUUUCCAGGUCACCUUCAAAGGUAGCCCCACGUAGAGCGCAUCGCAGUAGUCCAAGUGGGAGAUAACCAGAGCAUGUACCACUCUGGCAAGACAGUGCGCAGGCAGGCAGGGUCUUAUACUAGAUGGAGCUGGUAGACAGCUGCCCUGGACACAGAACUGACCUGCAGUAGCCAGUGAUUUUUUUCUGGUGAUACACAAUCAUAUGGGUGGAGGGGUGGUGUAGAAAAGGAAACGGCAAUGUAUCAUCAAAUAUCUAUCAUGCAUCUGAUAGAAUUGGGUUCUGGGCAACACUUCUCCCCUCCCCCUCACUGCCCCUCCACAUUAAAUUUGUUAGGUGCUACAGUGCUGCUAGGACGUGGGUGGCGCUAUGGGUUAAACCACAGAGCCUAGGACUUGCCGAUCAGAAGGUCGGCGGUUCAAAUCCCCGCGACGGGGUGAACUCCCGUUGCUCAGUCCCUGCUCCUGCCAACCUAGCAGUUCGAAAGCACGUCAAAGUGCAAGUAGAUAAAUAGGUACCGCUCCGGCGGGAAGGUAAACGACGUUUCUGUGCACUGCUCUGGUUCGCCAGAAACGGCUUAGUCCUGCUGGCCACAUGACCCAGAAGCUGUACGCCGGCUCCCUCGGCCAGUAAAGCAAGAUGAGUGCCCCAACCCCGGAGUCGGCCACGACUGGACCUAAUGGUCAGGGGUGCCUUCACCUUUACAGUGCUGCUAUGUUUUUACUUUUAUCUGUAAGCCGCCUUAAGUCCCUCUCAGAGAAGAAGGCAGGAUAUAAAUAAAUACAUCAUCAUAAUAGGGUUGCAGAGUUCUGAUUUGUAUCUCUUUUUAGCACUGAGCACACACCUGUUUGGACCAUGUUACAUGCCGGCAGGCAUUGCACGGGGGUUAGGCUAGAUGCAGAUUGGCCACAGCUAGUUUACAAACCUGCUUUUCCUUCCCGCCCUCCCUCCCGCAGUCAACCAAAGAAACCUGAAGCAGCUGGACCUCAGCAGGUGCCCCUACAUCGACGACUGGAGUCUGAGCCGCCUUCACAACUUUGCAGACACCCUGCAGGAGCUUUCGCUGGCUGGGUGCCCGCAGGUCACAGAGAGGGGGCUGGCCUGCCUCCACCAGCUCGAGUGAGUACCAGUCAGUUGAAGGGGGUCCGAGUCGCGUUGCCUAGCAAGCAGGGGCUAGGAGUCUCCAGGGAACUCUUGCCUGAGAGCAGAAUCCAGAUACAAAGUCAGAGGUCCACUCUAGAGGUCAGGGAAUGCAGACGAUCACAGAGCCCAAGGGUCAAAUGAAAGGUAGGGCCAGGAACCACAGGCGUUGCUUCCAGCACCUGACUGCUGCUGAGAGCUGUGCUUAAGAAGGCUGAAGCCAGCUGGUUCUCAUCAGCGCCUUCUCUUCCGUGUCCUCGAAGGCUGAUCAGCUGCAGGGGGAGUCCCAAUGCAUUCUCUUCCUUCAGGUGUAGCGUUCCCAAAGCAAGGAAGGAUUGGACUCUGAUUAAUAAAAUACACACGAAGCUUGACCAGCAAGACUCUGGGAGGAGUGUGUAAUAAUUCCUCUCCACCCCUCGGCCCAGGUCGUUUUAUUCACAAAAGAACUUUUUACACAGUGUUCCUAAGAACCAAUCAGAUUUCCUCUGAGCAUUUCAAAAACCGCACGUGGGACAAAGUCAGAUCAGAAGAAAUUCUUUUAACUACAAAGAAACGAUUUCCUACUCAAGCAUGCAUAUGUAGUUCAGAGUAAAUAAAAUAGGAAUAAAAGGAGGAAUGCAUUCAGCAAAACCCCAGAGGUCAUAAACAGGAGAGGCAGUAUUUACUAUCUCCUUGUGAACUCUCUUCCUGGCCCUUAAUAUCUAUCUAAAGAUUAAACUACAUCAAAGCUACCUUCUAUCUUUAUGACCCAGGAUGCCUGAUGAACAACUGGCCUGUGUUUUAGAAUGCUUAUACGUCCCUGUCAGGUGUGGAGAAAGCAAAUGGCAGAGGUGGAGAGGCUUGUGGGAUUCGAUCAGAAACCAUUGUCAAUGAAUCAAACCCAGUCAACGCAAUGCUUUCAUCGCGGACACAAUGGCUUGCUUCAUUUUUCAUAAUUCCUCAUAGCAAUCCCAUCUGACCCCCACACUCUGGAUAUUUGCACCCCUACAUUCAGGCUGCAGUUCAACAGGAGAAGCUGACCCCUGGCUCGUGACAGAGGGGCUUGUACUGGCAAAAUUUGUAAAUGCUGGAGGCCAUCACAGCAGCCCCUGAAACCACUUUCCCAAAAAUUCAGACCCAGUGGAUUUGCAGACUUCCUCUGUGCCAGUCUACCGCUGGGGCUGAUGGGAGUUGUAGUGCACCUGGUUGGGGGGCACCUGGUUGGCAAUGGCAGCUCUGUGCUAACCUGCCAGAGAGAGAGCUGUGAAACUUGAAAGCCUUGCCAUCACCUCAUUUGCCUUGCCCGGAGCAAGAAAGAGCAGGUUGUUGUCUAAGUGCUCCAGCAGGCAAUGGCCUGGCUCACAAUAAUCUCAAGAAUCCUUAGUUAAAAUAAACGAUGGCUUGAUGUGCUAGUGCACUGACUUGCAAGCACUUCGCACAAACACACACCCUCUCUCUCUCAUGCACACAAGAACACACUCCUGUUACUGCUGGGAAGCAAGCCAUGGUCUGGUUUGUCAUAAUGCUCAGUCCAGACAUGGUUUGUUUCCCCCACAAAGCAGAAGUGCCACGCCACUAACAAAUCUGGGAUCGAGAGAAACAAGCCACAAGUUAUGAAAAUCCAGUACAGUCAUACUGUAUAAAUAUGCUUCAGGUUGAGCGCUUUCGGGUUGCGCUCCAUGGCGACCCGGAAGUAACGGAGCGUGUUACUUCCGGGUUUCACUGCUCGCGCAUGCGCAGACAGUAAAAAUGAUGUCAUGCGCGGAAGCGAUGAAACGCGUCCCGCGCAUGCGCAGACUCGCUGUCGCAUCUUAUGUUCCAUUCGGGAUGCGAACAGGGCUCCGGAACGGAUCCCAUUCGCAUCCCGAGGUACCACUGUAAUUCAGCCAGCUAGCCCUGGUGAUCAUCUAAUGUUUAUUGGAUGGAUUUCCCCUCUAAAUUGAUUUUUGAUUUUAUUGUUAUUUACGCUUUUUACCGUAUUUUAUGCUGGGGUUUUUUGUAGCAUCAUUUAAGUGUUUUAAAUUUGUUGUUAAGUGCCCUGAGCCUGUUUUCCUGAACCGGGAAGGGCGGGGUAUAAAUAAAAUUAUUAUUAUUAUUAUUAUUAUUAUUAUUAUUAUUAUUAAUUUAUUAUGUUUACAUUCUAUGUGUACUUAAUAUUAUGGAAUAAUACUAUUCAAAAUUUCAAUUAAAUAUGCAUCCUUCCAUUGUUGUAAUAUAUUCAUUCAAUGUUCUUUAAUCCUCCUUCCACAGAGUAAUGGAUUAAAACUGGUACACAUGAAACACACACACACACACACACACACACACACACACACACACUUGUUUUUCAUGUGUACCAGUUUUAAUCCAUUCCUCUGACUUUGUGGAAGCACGUUUGGUGCUGAAACCUUGCAAGGAACACUUCGGAUCCUAGUUGUCUAAAUACUCUCCUGCCUUUAGCUGCUCAGCUCACAUUUGCCCUUGAUCUGAAGAAUGGAGGCAGCAAUGUUUGCUGAAUACCAGUUACCGGAAACCACAGGAGGGAAAGAGGGGUCCUGUGUUCGAGUACUGCUUGGUGGUUUCCCACCGGAGGCCCAGGAUAGCCCCUGUGAGAAUGGGAGGCUGGACUAGAUGUGCCCCCUGGCCUGAUCCCGCAGGCUCUUCUUACAGAUGGAAAACUAGUGGUCUUCCAGGAGUUGUUGGACUAUGGUUCCCAAGGGUUGCAAAGGAUGAUGGGAGUUGUAGUCCGGAAGCGUUUGGAAGGUUUGCCGGUCCCUGAUCUAAACCAUGUGGACCGAAAGGCGAGGGAAGCACUUUAAAGGUUUUAACCUUUAAACCCCUAUACUGCCUAGGUCCCUCGUACCUACGGGACCGCCUCUCCUGGUAUGUCCCACGGAGGACCUUACGGUCUUCAAACAAAAACAUCUUGGAGAUCCCAGGCCACAGGGAGCUUAGGCUGGCCUCAACCAGAGCCAGGGCUUUUUCGGCCGUGGCCCCAAUCUGGUGGAACGCUCUGUCACAAGAGACUAGGGCCCUGCGGGACUUGACAUCUUUCCACAGGGCCUGCAAGACAGAGAUGUUCCAUCAGGCCUUUGGCCAAGGCACAGCAUGACCCCCUCCUUCUGUAAUCCUCAUAGCACUCUAGCCCAAUGGUUGCCAGUAAUUUGAUUUUGAAUUGAUUUUAGAAUGAAUUGAUUUUAGAAUUCAUUUCAAAUGAUUGAUUGUGAUUUUAUGUGAACUGUGUUGCUUUUAUUGUUGUUGGCUGCUCUGAGCCUGGCUUCGGCUGGGGCGGGCGGGAUAUAAAUAAAAAAAUAUUAUUAUUAUUAUUAUUUAUUAUUAAAGCUGCUAUGAGUCAGGCAGAGACAACUAGGGAAUCAGGACAAUCUGGAAGAGGUUCAGGUCAUGGAGCAUCUUCCUUGAUUUGCAACCCUGAGUCAGGACAGGGUGUGGCCGUUGCAGAUGAGCUGUUCCUUUAGGCUCCCUGCCACCCACAGUGUCGCCAGUUUUCCAAAGGUGAUUUCCCCUUUCGGUUGUUUCGGGCCGGCUGUUCAGGACUGCCCCGUGAUCCUGAAUAGCAGGAACUUCAGGAGCCAGAAAAGGAAACGUUUCUCCCCACAACCUGCCAUUAGCUUAUGGAAUUCCCUGCCACUAAAAUUCCACCAGCUUGGGUAUUUGUUUAUUCAUUUAUUUUUAAAAGGAUUAAGCAACGUUUAUGGAGCAGCCAAGCUGCCGAGGGCUGUUAGCCAUCACAGCUAAAUGGAACCUCCACGUUCAGAGGCACUGUAUCUUCGCAACCUUCAUAAUUCUCUGUUUUAGUAAUACUCCAGAAAGCUAGCCGAUCUGGUUUGUUGAAUUUGUGCGUUGCUCAUAAGUCCCAAAGCGAUUUACAAGGACCAAACAAGUAAUACAGUAGAAAAUACAAAAAACGUAUUUUUAAAGAAUAUAAUCAGAGUAAACACAAAGCAGUCUAAAAAAAAGUGCAUGGGGGUGGAUCAUGUAAGUUAACCUGAAGCCCCGCAGAUUAAAAGCAGGACUAGCUAAAUGAACCUUGGGUUGAUUGGUUAAAUUUGCCUCUAGUAUUUUUUUUAAAAUGGGAGUGGGCAGUUCUUCUUCAGCCCAGUGGACACAUGUCCUUAUGGGUGGUAAAGGUAAAGGGACCCCUGACCAUUAGGUCCAGUCGUGACCGACUCUGGGGUUGCGGUGCUCAUCUUGCUUUACUGGCCGAGGGAGCCGGGGUACAGCUUCCAGGUCAUGUGGCCAGCAUGACUAAGCCGCUUCUGGCGAACCAGACCAGCGCACAGAAACACCGUUUACCUUCCCGCCAGAGCGGUACCUAUUUAUCUACUUGCACUUUGACGUGCUUUCGAACUGCUAGGUUGGCAGGAGCAGGGACCGAGCAACGGGAGCUCACCCCAUCGCGGGGAUUCAAACCGCCAACCUUCCAAUUGGCAAGCCCUAGGCUCUGUGGUUUAACCCACAGCGCCACCCUUAUGGGUGGGGGCAGAGGCACAAAGUGGGCAGGGCAGCAGAUGGGGCUUUCACCUUUGCACAACAGGGCUACAUUCCGGCCAUGUACAAAAUAGACAUUUCUGCAACGCCCCUGUCCAUCCAGCCACAUGAGAGGCACUCGUAGGACUUAUUUCAGCUAAUGAACAUCACCUGAGGAAGAGCGAUGGAGUAGCACUGGUAGAAGACCUGUCACGACCCAGGAAGCAUCUCAAGGGAUUCUGUAUUCAGUCCCUGAGUGUGAGUCCCUAGUUUAGGCUUCUGUUUACGAAAUUUAAAUUUCUCUCCUCACUGCAGAAGGUCCUGAAGUGGCUUCCAACCCAAAUAAAAACACGAUGGCAAUAAAAAUAAUAAUCAAAUAAACUUGUUGAAAUCACACUGAAGUAUAUUCAAGGAUUCAAUGUCAUAAAAGGGUUUAUCCCCGAUAUUACCCCUCUACCUAGCCUACGGUGAACCAGGAAACAAACCAUUCAAUCAUGGUUCAUAACCGUGAACAAUCUUCUGCACCCGUAUUUUGAAAGAAACGACGUCCUUGCAUUGAGACAUGAUGUGUGUGUGUCACGGCUUAGAGGAGGCCUUGCCGUUCUGUCCUAAGAUUACAUUUGCCGUCUUGCAUAAGGGGUAAGAUUAGUUUUCAUAAAGGCUAAAUUAGUAUUUGGCUCAGCUAAUUGGGGGCACUGUUUUACGCAACCAAGAUGCGGUUAACUGAUUGCUGCAACUGAUUAAUUGGCCACACACCAGAGCCCUCAUUAAAAUCCCCCCUGAUUAAUCCAUUAAGGCUUUGGGUGUUUAAUCUACCGUCGAGUGGUGUUGUUGUUGCUGAGUCAUUUAGUCGUGUCCGACUCUUCGUGACCCCCUGGACCAGAGCACGCCAGGCACUCCUGUCUUCCACUGCCUCCCACAGUUUGGUCAAACUCAUGCUGGGAGCUUCGAGAACACUGUCCCACCAUCUCGCCCUCUGUCGUCCCCUUCUCCUUGUGCCCUCCAUCUUUCCCAACACCAGGGUCUUUUCCAGGGAGUCUUCUCUUCUCAUGAGGUGGCCAAAGUACUGGAGCCUCAGCUUCAGGAUCUGUCCUUCCAGUGAGCAUUCAGGGCUGAUUUCCUUCAGAAUGGAUAGGUUUGAUCUUCUUGCAGUCCAUGGGACUCUCAAGAGCAGGCAUCCCCAACCUGUGGCCAUCCAGAUGUUUUGGCCUACAACUCCCAUGAUCCCUAGCUAACAGAACCAGUGGUCAGGGAUGAUGGGAAUUGUAGUCCAAAACAUCUUGGGGAUGCCUGCUCAAGAGUCUCCUCCAGCACCACAAUUCAAAAGCAUCAAUUCUUUGGCGACCAGCCGCCUUUAUGGUCCAGCUCUCACUUCCAUACAUCAGUACAACUCUGCUGAAAUAAUAAUAAUAAUAAUAAUAAUAAUAAUAAUAAUAAUAAUAAAUUUUAUUUAUAUCCCGCCCUCCCCAGCCGAAGCCGAGCUCAGGGCGACUAACAACAAUAAAAUAGUACAUUCUAAAAUCAUUUCAUUAUGAAAUUAAUUCAACUCAAAUUGAUGGCAACCAUUAGGCUAAAGUUCUGUGAAAGGAGGGAGUCAGGGAGAGAGGGAGUCAGGCUGUGCCCUGACCAAAGGCCUGGUGGAACAGCUCUGUCUUGCAGGCCCUGCGGAAAGAUGUCAAGUCCCGCAGGGCCCUAGUCUCUUGUGACAGAGCGUUCCACCAGAUUGGAGCCACAGCCAAAAAAGCCCUGGCUCUAGUUGAGGCCAGCCUAACUUCUCUGUGGCCUGGGACCUUCAGGAUGUUUUUGUUUGAAGACCGUAAGUUCCUCUGUGGGACAUACCAGGAGAGGCGGUCCCAUAGGUACGAGGGUCCUAGGCUGUAUAGGGCUUGAAAGCCAUCCUUGCUUUUUUUUUUUUUUUUUUUUGCUCUCUAUUGGUAAAAAUGUGCAAAGUGAUCAUUGCCACGAGCAUUGCACAUGGGCAGGAGGCAGUGCAAAUGGCUUUAUGAACUCUCCCUCCCUCUUGUCCUUUCAGGAAUCUCAGGUUCUUGGAUGUCUCUGACCUGCCCUCCGUCCGCCACAAAGAACUGGUUCGGAUCCUGCUGGAGGAGAUGCUGCCUCAGUGUCACAUUGUGGGGAUGAACUAUCCCGAGGGGGUGGACCUGCCCUUGGACUCUGACAAACACGGAGGCGAAAUAGAGGAGGAGCACCAGGGAGGUGCUGGAAGCCAGAAAAAGAGAGAAGUCUCCAUUUGAAUGGGGAGGGCCGCGUCUCAGAGACUCUUCCUCCCCACCACCAACCAUGCAAAUCGGAGCGUUCCCCCAAAGGCGCCACAAAGACAACAAAAGACGUGGUUGCUCUAAAGCAGCAAUGGGGAAUCUGUAGAUUUCCAGGUGCUACUUGACUCCAAUUCCCAUCAGCCCCGGCCAGCUUGGUUGGUGUUGAGGCAUGAUAGGACUUGGAGUCCAACAACACAGUUUCCCCACCCUUGUUCUAAAGAAUGCCUGCCCUACGGUUAUUUCACCUUCCCUAUGUUCCUCCACAUAAUAAACAGACCCUCCAUAUUUUGGCAGUGUGUACCUCUGAGCUUUUAUUGUUCCCUUUUUAAAACACAGUGG